AUUGGUCGAACGAGCGGAGAGCUGCUCUCUGAUUGGACGGUCUCUUUGUUGACGCGUCACAUGCGACGGAACGAGAGGCUUCAUGAACAACAACAGUCAGCAGCUGAUACUCUGCUAAAAGGGGAAGUUAAAGAGUGAUUUAAGAGUAGACGGUGUCAUAACGCGUUACGUCCUCACGCUGACUGGAGAGCGGGUUUGGAGAGAGGCAGAGAGAGUUUAUUUAGUUGUAUUUAGUGUCCUGAGUAGAAAAUGAGCAUCAAUAGAAAUGCAACCACAGACUUAUACAGUGAAUGUGUCUCCGGGGACAUCGAGGGAAACGAAACGACACCUUUAUUAACAAAUGAAUCAGUGCAGACUAGAACCAAAGGAGCCUCCUUCACCUCCUCUGUGUUUAACAUGAUGAAUACCAUCAUGGGCAGCGGCAUAUUGGGUCUAUCUUAUGCUAUGGCUAACACGGGAAUAUUGGGUUUUUGUAUCCUGUUGGUACUCGUGUCCAGCCUGGCAGCGUACUCUAUACAUCUCCUACUGAAGCUAUGUGACCAAACAGGUAUAAAUUCAUAUGAAGAAGUUGGAGGGCGAGCUUUGCAAAAACCAGGAAAAGUUCUGGUUGGAAUUUCUAUUAUCAUCCAAAACAUUGGUGCCAUGUCAUCUUAUUUGUUCAUCCUGAAGUCAGAGCUUCCUGCAGCCAUCAACAGCCUCUUGAGACCAGAAAGCACAGGACAUGCCUGGUAUGAAGAUGGCAGGUUGCUUCUGAUCCUAGUCACACUUUGUGUUGUACUACCUCUGUCAAUGUUGCCCAAAAUUGGCUUCCUUGGCUACACGAGCAGCAUUGCCUUUUUCUUCAUACUGUACUUUGUGAUUGUGGUUGUGGUCAAGAAAUGGUCCAUCCCUUGCCCUCUGCCUCACAAUGUGACAACACUUUCAAGUGCCUUCCAGAUAUCAAAUUCCUCUGACUCAGAAUGUACACCCAAACUCUUUGUCAUCUCCAGUGAGAGUGGCUACACCAUUCCCACCAUGGCCUUCUCCUUCCUGUGCCACACGGCUAUCCUGCCAAUCUACUGCGAACUGGACCGGCCUAGUAAGGCCAGGAUGCAGAACAUUGCAAAUGUCAGCAUUAGCCUCAGCUUCCUGCUUUACCUCAUUUCUGCGCUGUUUGGCUACCUCACCUUCUACGCUCAUGUGGACUCUGAGCUGUUGCUUAGCUACGAUAAGUAUAUGCCUCGGGACAUCAUGGUGAUGGUUGUUCGACUGGCCAUCCUGUUCUCUGUGUUGCUGACUGUUCCUCUUAUUCACUUCCCUGCACGUAAAGCUGCCAUCUUGCUGCUGUUUGGAGGACGGGCCUUUUCCUGGCUGAUCCACAUCAUUGUAACUCUAAUCAUCCUGGGUGUCGUGCUGCUGCUGGCCAUCUUUGUGCCUGAUAUCAGAAAUGUGUUUGGAGUAGUGGGAUCGACAACAUCCACCUGCCUGUUAUUUGUUUUCCCCGGCAUUUUCUACCUCAAGCUCAGCACAGAACCCCUCAGAUCCUUAGACUGCAUUGGGGCUAUACUUCUGGUGGUCUUUGGUUUCAUUGUGGGGAUCAUCAGCUUCUCCGUCGUUGUCAUCACAUGGGCACAGAACUCAUAACCCUGUCUGACUCCCCUCUCAGGGUGAAGCGUGCCAAAGAAACUGAACAGUGGAUACAAAAAGGGAAAAGACAAUAUCACCUGAAUCAGAUUAUUGUGAUUUAAUUGUUUCCAACACUAGACCAGUGUUUGUUUCUGUAAUUCCAAACUCACACUGACCAAAUUGACAAGGACUUUUCAUGUUAUACUGUUGCGCAUCGUUGUUUACACACUAACUUUUGACGUAUCCCGAAUUCAGAGAAUUUUUUUAUUUUUGUAAUCUUCCAAGACUGGAAUAUAGGAGAAAUGUACUGUGUGAUACAAGAAAGUGUUAGGCAAGUCUUAAAGUUCAUCUUAUGUACCUCUUUUUUACUUUCUGACAGCCUUUGUAUUAUCUGUGUGUCUGAUUCUGCACCAGAUGUAAACCCAUCAGUAUUUAAAAACGCUGUUGCCUAAGUCCAAACCAUGAAUGACUCAGGUUUACCUCUUUCUCAGAUUUGGUUUGUGGAACAUUUUCACAGUUUUAGAUACACAAUCCCAAACUUUUAUAACCUGUUUUUUUACUUGUUUUAUAUAAUGUAAUGCAUGUACCCUACUGCUGAUACUUGUAUUCUUUACCUCUUAAUGAAUGUGACCAAAACACAACGUUUUUUGAUUGAGCAGUUAAUUUCAUUGAAUUGUAUGUGGUUAUAUUGUACAGUCGAAAUGUAUAGUUAUAUUGUUCAAAUUACGGGCUUUUAAUACAAGUGAAUUUUUUUAUGUACUGAUCUGUCAGUUUUCUCAGUUAACCACU
Molecule: messenger RNA, 2394 nt
Organism: Anoplopoma fimbria (sablefish)
Lineage: Eukaryota; Metazoa; Chordata; Actinopteri; Perciformes; Anoplopomatidae
Gene: slc38a6
Product: solute carrier family 38 member 6
Exons: 16
Coding region: 250-1623 (457 amino acids)
Biological process (GO): L-glutamine transport; amino acid transmembrane transport
Molecular function (GO): L-glutamine transmembrane transporter activity
Source: RefSeq, a predicted model, not a curated record